AAGGUAGAUUACUCAGCUAGAUCCAAAUUUAGCGCGGAAUUGACAGGAGAAAAACAAGUAGCCGCAUCUGUAACCGUCAGACAUCGGAAUGCCGGGUUUGUUGGAAACUUGUAGAGAAUGUUUUGGUACAGAAGAUUUAUACAAAGUCAUCGGGGUACAGAAAACAGCAAACGAGGCUGAAGUGAAACGUGGCUACCAUCGUCUGUCGCUGAAGGUUCAUCCUGAUCGUGUGGAGGAAGAAGAAAAGGAGGAUGCUACAAAGAAAUUCCAGACAGUCGGCAAAGUAUACAGCAUUUUAUCCGAUAAGGACAAGAGAGCCGUUUAUGAUGAAUCAGGUGAGGUAGAUGAUGAGGAUGGUAUACAGGAGGACAGAGACUGGGUCGACUACUGGCGAUUACUCUUUCCAAAAAUCACAGAAGAAGACAUCAAGAAUUUUGAAUCAAAAUACAAAGGAUCAGAGGACGAACGAGCUGACCUCAAGGAGGUGUACACCACAUUUGAGGGAGAUAUGGACGAGAUUAUGGAACAUAUGAUGUGCUCUAGCAUUGAGGACGAACCUCGAUUUAUAAAAAUUUUCAAAGAGUUAAUUAAGAAAAGGGAAGUUCCUGACUAUGAAGCAUUCAGUAAAGAAAAUAAGAAGAAAACCGCAUCAAGGAAGCGAAGGGCCCAGGCAGAGGAGAAGGAGGCUGAGGAGGUGAAGAAAAGCCUUGGGGUAGGGGCUGACGACUCCCUACAGGCUCUCAUUCUUAGCAAACAAAAGGGACGGGCUGCUCAGGCAGAUGACUUUUUCGCUAAUCUGGAAGCUAAAUACGCUCAACCAAAGAAGGCAAAGGGAAAGAAAAAGUGAUGUAGAGGGAGGAAUCUUCUACAGGUGUAGACAGUGUUGAUGUAGAGGGAGGAGUCUUCUACAGCUUAUUCAGCAUACAGUCAGGUAUUUUGUCUCCAAAGAGACACGGAUAAGUCGAACCAUCAGAUAAGUCGAAUAUUUUGCUUGGUCUCGUCGACUUCGACUUAUCCGAGUUUUACUGUACUUCCAAAUAGAUUAGUCCUACAAUGUCUUAAAACAUUCUCACGUUUCAUAUUUUUAGCUCACAUUAACAAAGUUGAAGGAGAAUAAUGUCAGUAUUGAAGUUACAAGUGAUAUAAACAAAAAUCACAAUUGAUGUGUCAAGAGAUGUUUUGUACAUUAAUGUUUAUGUUUGAUUGACACCCUGUUUGCUGAUGUCUCAUGCUGUGGUUAAGAAGAAUAGUUUUUCCAAGUCAGUUUUAAUCUAAAGGAAGUGCUACAUUAACCAACCUUAUAUCACUGAUCAUACAUAUAUGUAUGACAUGGAUGCUUACAUUAGCACAUGAUAUGUUGCUAUAUUUGGAGCUUAUCCAUAUUUUACACAUGAUUGGCCAGAUGCUUUGUGUAUACAAUGUAUUGUGAUCUAUUUUACUAAGUGUUUACUAUGCGUAAUAAGCACAUGUUGCAUGCAUGAAUAUGUUGUUUUUUUUGCUCUAGGUAAUUAAUUAAUGUGAUUUAUGUUCCAAGAUUAUAGACAAUUUUACAUUUGGAAUUACAUGUGUUUCUAAAAUACUGAGAAAAUAAAGCACCGAUAUUAUUAUCCAAAAUGUAUUGACAUACAUAUAUUUUUGUACUUAGACAUGUGUCAAUCCAUGCACGUAUUGGGCAAACACAAAUUUGGAUACCUGUUUUUGUGUCUUUCGCCACAUCCAAGUUACAAAUUCCAAAGGAAUAAUCUUGAAUUAAUGUGUAUAGUUAACAUUUCAAUAAUUCAUACCCACUGCCAUAGCAUUUUUUGCAACAUUAUUGACAAAUUAUUAUCUAAUGAAUGAAACAUGUGAUUGAUGCGUAGUAAAUUUGUAGUAAAAUAGAUCACAUCUCAAAAAUCAAUUGGCCAAUCCUCCCAAUGCAUCAUGGAUAAUAUGUCCAGAUCCUUAUAUAGCAAAUCAACUUGACCUGCUAGGUGUAAAGGUCAGACAGAGAUGUUCCUAUAUGUUGGUGACAGGAAGGCUGAACUGUUUGAAGGAGUUAUGUGUGGGUGACAGGUGACAGGAAGGCUGUACUGUUUGAAGGAGUUAUGUGUGGGUGACAGGAAGGCUGAACUGUUUGAAGGAGUUAUGUGUGGGUGACAGGAAGGCUGUACUGUUUGAAGGAGUUAUGUGUGGGUGACAGGAAGGCUGUACUGUUUGAAGGAGUUAUGUGUGAGUGACAGGAAGGCUGUACUGUUUGAAGGAGUUGUGUGGGGGUGACAGGAAGGCUGUACUAUUUGAAGGAGUUAUGUGUCAUGAGUGACAGGCUGAAGGCUGUAUGUAUUCAGUAAAUAAAUGCUCUUGUAUAUGU
Pecten maximus is the source of this 2347-nucleotide messenger RNA. RefSeq names its product dnaJ homolog subfamily C member 9-like. The record is from RefSeq and is a predicted model, not a curated record. The transcript is spliced from 5 exons. Gene Ontology annotation, cellular component: nucleus; cytoplasm. Gene Ontology annotation, molecular function: heat shock protein binding. NCBI's taxonomy places the organism in Eukaryota, Metazoa, Mollusca, Bivalvia, Pectinida, Pectinidae. Bases 89 to 847 code for a protein of 252 amino acids.